Molecule: messenger RNA, 2928 nt
Organism: Orbicella faveolata
Lineage: Eukaryota; Metazoa; Cnidaria; Anthozoa; Scleractinia; Merulinidae
Biological process (GO): double-strand break repair; positive regulation of DNA repair
Cellular component (GO): BRCA1-A complex
Molecular function (GO): histone binding; K63-linked polyubiquitin modification-dependent protein binding
Source: RefSeq, a predicted model, not a curated record
AUGUGGAGAGAUCAGAGAGAGGGUGCAGAGUCUCCAGACCUGUUUGUUACUCCACCUGAAGACCAGGAACAACUGUCAGAUAAAGAGGGUGCCAAUAAUAUCGAGAGUGAUCCAGAAUUUCCUAACAGUCCUCCAUUACCAGUUACUGCGAAAUCACCAGAUCCAAAUGGCGAGGGUGGAAAGGAGACAAAUUCCCAACAGGCUACAACGGCUGGGCCAUCAUUAAGAGAGGUUGUAUGUCUUCCAAUGUCUGGUACAUGUGUAGCUUGUCACAUGGUCAUCUUCUCUGAUUCUUUAAAACAACUGCGGUUCAUCUGUGAAGGAGAUGCUCCAUCCUCUGGAGCCCUGGGGCAGUUGCAAGAGUUGAUGGAAUCUAACAGAACCAGUAGAUUGUCACGAUUGAGAACAAGAAGACAGAGACGAGAAAUGGAGCAAGAACAUUUGUUUCCAGAUGACGAACCAAAUGAUGAGUGGCAGCAGUUACAGAUUAGGCCAAUAUCCAGCCAUCUUGACCAAACAAGCUUGAUCAUUAGAGGAUUUAUUAUAUGGAAAAAGAAUACUAUAGGAGUACUACAGCGCAUAAUCCCGAGUGGGCAGGAAAGCCCCAUCUUGCCCUCUCGGGUAGCCAAUCACAAUGCAGGAUUGGGUUCUUCUUCCCCGCUCAUGCAUUAUUUGAGCUAUUUGUUGGUUGACCUAAGACUUGAGAGGAGGUUGACUGCAACUUUCUUACUGGAGCUUCUUUAUCAUCCACAGCCUACCAGUAUGAUUCGUCUUUCUCGGCGAUACAAGAAAACACGAUGCAGACCCAGUAACUUGAAAGAAGCCAUGAAAGCGAACAUCUAUUUUGCUCCUCCUGGGUUCGACUUGCCAGCUUAUACCGUGCUAAUUAUCAGAAUGUUUGAAAAGUUCAGAAGGCGGUUGUAUGUGGCACAGUCCAAAGUCAAAACACGCAUCCCCUGGGGAGCCCCCGUACUUCCCGGUACUAGAGACACACUGGAGCUACAGCUGCCUAGGAGGAGUACUGCUUCUGUAGGGACCCGGAGUUCCGUUUUCGUUAGGAAUUCUCUGCAUGGAGCAGGAGCAGAUACCAAGAGCCAAUCAGAAUUUGACCUUUCUGAUCGCAGAAGAAGCUUGAGGAGCUCAUCAAACCCUGUAAAGCAAGCAACGGCCUCCACCUCCACAAGCAAAGCACCCAGUGCAACUGUACCACCUUAUACAGUUGACAGCGAUAGUGAUGAUGGUGAAUGUUUGAAAUCUUACCUGGACGAGAUGGCUCGCCCAUCGAGCUCUACUAAAAAGCCAGCGCCGAGCUUUUCACGGAAUCGAGGACGUUCUAAUAUAGAGAUUGCGGAGGACUGGGAAACGGGAAAAACAGAAGCAUCAGGCGAAUCAUCCGUUAAAACACAAACUAAGUCGAGCAGUGAUGGAGUUACUUCCAAUGUGGAAAUUGCCGAUGAUGGAAAAGAAGAGACUAGAGAACCUGUAGUUGGUGAUCAAGGCAGUUUGGACGAUGCCAAUGUUGUUUCAGACCGUGAAGCAAGUGAAGUUCAGUCAAGUACGGUUGGUUCGUCAGCUGGGACACUAGAAAAUAAUAGCAAAGUAACAGUGAGUUCUGGAACAGGUCAAACAAAGCUGGACAAUAAGAAUUCAUCGAGUGAGGGUGGAGUUUUACCUGACAGUAGAACAGCUAGCAAUGAUUUGAGUUUGAUGGACAUUGACCAAGAAAACAAAGCAGAGAUAAUUCGGCCUUCUAAACGCCGAAGUGUCUCGCGGCCGGUUAUCAGCGAUGAUUCAACCGAUGAUGAGGGCGACUUUUCUCGACCAUUGCUUUCUGUGCGUUUCCCUGGAAAGGAAACUUCAGUUAGUAGUGAGGUUCCUGAUAGCGGAGAUGUUGCCGGGACUCACGAUCAAGACCCACUUGCUGGUCAGUCUCUAACCCCACAGAGUGACUCUCAAGGAAUGGUCGGCAAGAGUAUNUUGUGUUUCUGGGUUUUUCUCCAGUUCAUACUUAAGCAAUUCUUUGUUAAUCUCCCUCUCUUGUCCACCAGCUCUCUUGAUGACUUGCCCUCCACGAGUGAGCCAAAGGAUGCCGAGACCGACAUGCGCGAGUCCACCGUAGAGUGUCCGCUGUGUUAUCAGCAUUUUACUUCAAAAGAGAUAGAAGCCCAUGCUUCCGACUGCCAGGGCCCACCCACACAGAGAGAGGAGACUGGUGCUAGGAGCGAGUCUGGGCCGAGCAUCAGAAGUGUUCCUGCUCGGGCUGAUACGAACCCGUUGCCUUCAGUCUACCGAACUUUAUCAGGCGAAAGAGGAGAAUUAAAAAACUUGAAAGUGGUGCUUCAGAGGUCGCCUGUCGCGAAACAGAAGCUCCUCCGGAAAGCAACACAAGAAACGGAGUCCGUCAAGCGAAGUCUUGCGUUUGAAAAGGAUUCCAGACCUUCUGGAAGCCUUGAUCAGUGUCGCAGUUCUAGAAGCUCUGGUCAAGAUUCGAGAAAACCUAGCAGGAACACCAGAGCAGCCCUAAGGACAGAAUCAGAGAGCGAAGAGAGUGGGUACGCGAGAGAGAAAGAAGAAAGCAGUUCAGCGGAAGUCUAUAGCUGGCUUGACGCAUCAAGUCCUGAAAGGAAGAAGCCAAAGCAUACAUAUGGAUCGUCUGGUGGAGGUACUGAACCCGAAGACCUAAGGCGGGAGUUGCGAAUGCCUGUAAUCGAUCUUGACGACGAAGAUGAUUUUAUGGGAGAGAAUUCAUUCGCUUUUCACGAAUUACGCCAUCGCUACAUGAUGGAAGCGGAGGAAAUUCGCGAUCCUUCGGAGCUGAAGAAACGGAUUGACGACCUGGAUGCAUUGUCGGCGAUCUUUUCUGUCGGAUACGAUCGUGGGCGCCGACGAGGACGACACGGCCGUCGUCACCAUAGAGACGAACAGUGA